Molecule: messenger RNA, 2871 nt
Organism: Bacidia gigantensis
Lineage: Eukaryota; Fungi; Ascomycota; Lecanoromycetes; Lecanorales; Ramalinaceae
Exons: 4
Coding region: 1-2871 (956 amino acids)
Source: RefSeq, a predicted model, not a curated record
AUGGCUGAAAUUCUUGCAAUUGGGCCAGCUAUCAUAGCCGUCGUCCAGAUCGCCGACCGUAUCGUUAGCUUAUGCAAGCAUUAUAUACAGACUGUACAAGACGCCCCAUCCGAUCUCAAGAUAAUAUUCGUGGAAAUAUCGGCAUUGAAGACGAUUCUGGCAGACCUGGAAUUCCUCAAGUCGUGUGAUAACGAGCCUGAAAGUUCGAAAGAUAGUCACUCUCGCGUGGAUCAACCCGUCAAAGAAUGCCUUCGACUUGUCAAGGAACUGGAACAGCUGUUCCCUUCUGGGGCAGUCCAAACACUAGAUCAGGGAUCUAAGAAACGUAAAUUGAAAGCAAGGCUGACGGAAUUGGCUUGGCCGCUGAAAGAAACUAAAGCGAGGAGGUUGCUUGAGGGCAUACGGCCUUUGAAAGAGACUCUCAAUCUCGAGCUGACCUCUCAAUCACGGCAAGACAUCAGAGAGAUCAAAGCAGAGGUUUUGAAGGCAAAUGAGAUUCUCAUAGAGACGCAACGCAGUGACGUUUUCAGAUGGCUGCGGCACACCGACACCUCGCCCCUUUUCUACAAAGCCACGCAAGAUUACGAGCCUGGGACUGGUGACUGGGUCCUUCGAUUACCUGAGUGGCAAGAUUGGGUUACAUUGAAGACACGCUGUUUAUGGAUCCACGGUAUCCCAGGCGCCGGGAAAACAUUUUUAAUGGCUCAUCUCAUUGAGGUUUUAAAAGAGCGCAUGGAGGCUCAAAAGAUGACUGGAUGUGUCUGCGUGUAUUAUUUCUGCUUCUACGGUCACAAUCAGGAUGAAACGAUACCGUUUUUGAAAUGUCUCCUCGAGUGUCUGUGCCGAAGCAGCAACACGAUUCCAGCUGAGGUGCUCAGAUACCACAGAGAUGGAGUCGAACUUAAUCUUGCAAGUCUGUUGGGUGCGCUGAAAGCGCUUCUUCGGGAAUUCACGACCGUGUAUGUGUUCAUCGAUGCUCUUGACGAAAGUAAAGGGGAGGAAAACCUACUUUCAGUCCUACAAGACCUCAUGGCCAGCGAAGGACCCAAGAACAUUCAGAUUCUCGCGUCGAGUCGAGAGUAUUCUUAUAUCCAGAGAGUCAUGGAAGAGAUUUCAGUACCGUUGUCAAUGGAUAACGAUUUCGUUAGUGCUGAUAUCAGAGUCUACGUUCGGUCAUACGUGCAUUCGAGUGGGAGAUUUGCCCGAUUUACACCAGACCUGUUAGACGAGAUAGAAGAUGCGGUAUCGAAAGGUGCCAGAGGGAUGUUUCGAUGGGCGGUUUGCCAGCUAGAUAUCGUCCGACGGUUGAAAUGUGAACGAGAGAACAUUCAAAAUGCUCUCAAGAAUCUUCCGGAAACGCUCCAUGAGACAUACGACCGAAUAUUUCAGAGUUUCACUGAGGCUGAACUUCUUGUUGUUCAUUCUCUGUUGCAGUGGAUGCAAUUCCAUUCCGACUUAUUUGCCCACGGUAUCCCUUGCCAUAUUCUCGCAAAAGUGGCUGAAGAGGCGACAAUGAGACGAGGUGUCUCUCAAUACAAGUUCUAUCAUGACAAGGAGACGCUACAGGAGCUUUGUGGUUGUCUAAUUAAGAUGUUCCCGGCGACUUCGAGUGAUCUAGAUACAUACAAUACUCUUGAAGUGAACUUCGCACAUUACACUGUUCGCGAAUACCUUGACGCCAGCAGGCUUAUGCAAGAUCAUACAGCAAAACUAGCCACUAGACAAGAAAGUCUAAUGAAGCAACCCUUGAGUGCAGUCUUUGCGGAAGCGCAUAAGGUACACUUGAACACAACAGGAAUGCACAGAAUCAAAGUCUCAAACUCAAGUAGCAUUCUUGACGCUGUAUUCGGAGACUUUAACAUCUUUUGUACUAUGUGCGCCCUGUUUGCACUGAGAAUAUUAGCUCAAAGAAUUUCGGAACAUGAAACUCUGUUUGAUAUCGCUCUUGGCCUCCUUGAUCCUUCAAACGCCUGCUUCAGUACCAUCUGUACCAUACUUGACAGCAUUGAGAGGAAUUCAUUCUUUUUCAAUGACCUAAUAGACCGCAGCGAGCACUUCUGGGUAAUCAAAUGGACAGAAGCGCAAAACAGGAAGUGCAUGCAAAUGACGCACUUGAUUUACUGGACUUUCUGCAGACGCUCUACCAUGCCUGUGACCAAGAAGUUCAUAGAAGGACCAGAUCUGAAGUUACUUACUCAUGAGCAUACCAGGUUUGAGAUGACUGUCUACACGGGCUGCAAACCCAAAAAAAUGGAGAGGUAUGAAGAUUUUGAAUUUGAUGGCACUCUUAUCGAAGCAAUAGUAUCAUGCUACUUGCCCGCUAUGAAUGGACUGAGCUCACUGUUAGAAAUGACCCAAAGUCUUGUUGAUGCCUCAAAAAUUCUCCGACUAUUCAUCGGCCGUCAUGAACACGUUAGCUGUGUAACUCUGGGAACCUGUAUAGUAGAGCAACUCCUCGCAUAUGGAGCAGUCCCAAACGCUCAGUCCUACAACGUGACACCACUGCAAAUUGCCGUGCGGUAUUUGGACCUCUAUGGAAUCUUGAUUUUGUUGAAAGCGGGAGCCGACCCUAAUGAUUCAGGAAGUAAUGAGGGCGACCAAUGGAGGGAAGGAUCAUACAUGAGUCUACACAAUGAUCUUCAAGGCAAGAGUCCUCUUUACAUCUGUAGGUAUGAUGAAACGUAUAAAAUAUCUGAGAAAGCAGAAACGCGCCGUCGAGAAGUCGAAGAAAUCCUGGUCAGGUAUGGAGCCGAGGAUUCGGCGACUCAAGAGGUCGCAGGCCCGGUACACGAGUCGAUCAAACAGAGCGAUGAACCAAUCUCCGAGCAUUCUAUAUCAAUAGCACCUAUGUCAUCUCAGGCCUCAAAUUGA